GUCAUUGCCAAAAAUCUGACACUGGCGAUCCCACAUGCAAGGAGAGUCUAGCUGGGUGACGUCACCGCGGGGCCCUGCCAGAGGAAGCGGGGGGUCUGAGCGGCGCGGCCUCGCCCUGCGCCUCCCCGCGAGGAGGAGGAGGAGGCCUCGACCCCGCAGAUAAAAAAAUCUCCCCUCGUCUUUUGUCAGCGGCCGAGUGGCCGCGCAGCUCCGCGCACCGGCGCGAUGGGCGCCUUCCUGGACAAGCCCAAGAUGGAGAAGCACACGGACCGCGGCGCGGGCAACGGGCUCAAGUACGCGCUGAGCAGCAUGCAGGGCUGGCGCGUGGAGAUGGAGGACGCGCACACGGCCACCGUGGGCCUGCCGUACGGCCUCGACCACUGGUCCUUCUUCGCCGUCUACGACGGGCACGCGGGCUCGCGCGUCGCCACCUACUGCUCACAGCACCUGCUCGACCACAUCACCUGCAACGCCGACUUCAGAGGCGACUCUGUGGAAGUCACCGGCCCGGGAGGCAAGAAACCGCAGACGGACAACCGGAAGAACGAGGAGGACGACGACGACGACGACGAGGAGGACGGCGAGAACGAGCUGGUGGGGAACAACGCGGAGACGAAGACAAAAUCUCCGGCGGGCCCGGACCUCGCCCCCGCGUCCGACCCCGCCCCGUCGGACGAGCUGUCCGUGUCGAGCGUGAAGACGGGAAUCCGCACGGGCUUCCUGCAGAUCGACGAGCGCAUGCGCGCCUUCUCGGAGCUGCGCAGCGGCACGGACCGCAGCGGCUCCACGGCCGUGGCGCUCCUGUCGUCGCCGCGCCGCCUCUACUUCAUCAACUGCGGCGACUCGCGCGGCGUGCUGAGCCGGGGAGGGCGCGUCCACCUCUCCACCGAGGACCACAAGCCGUGCAACCCGCGCGAGAAGGAGCGCAUCCAGAACGCCGGCGGCAGCGUCAUGAUCCAGCGCGUCAACGGCUCGCUGGCCGUGUCGCGUGCGCUCGGCGACUUCGACUACAAGUGCGUCGAUGGCAAGGGCCCCACCGAGCAGCUGGUGUCGCCCGAGCCCGAGGUGUACGCGCUGGAGCGCGACGGCGCCCUCGACGAGUUCGUGGUGCUCGCCUGCGACGGCGUCUGGGACGUGGUGGGCAACGAGGAGCUGUGCGCCUUCGUGCGCUCGCGCCUGCUGCUCACCGACGACCUCGAGGCCGUGUGCAACCACGUGCUCGACACGUGCCUCUACAAGGGGAGCCGGGACAACAUGAGCGUCGUGCUCGUCACGUUCCCCGGCGCGCCCAAGCCCUGCCCCGAGGCCAUCAAGCGCGAGGCGGAACUCGACGCUUACCUGGAGGCGAAAGUCGAAGAGAUCCUGGAGAAGCACGGCAUGGAGGGGAUGCCCGACCUCCUCUACGUCAUGAGGACCAUGGCCACCGAGCCGAUCCCCAACCUCCCGCCCGGCGGGGGGCUCGCCAGCAAGCGCGGAGUGAUAGAAGUGGCGUACAACCGGCUCAACCCAUACAAGGAGGAGGAGCUGGGUCCCGUGGAUAUGGACGACACGUGGUAACGGCCUUACCACGGACGACGACGACGACGACGACGACGACGACGGAACCUUACCUCUCCACCGCACCCGGACUCCUCGACCCGCCGCGGCACGAGCUGGCCCCUGCGUCCCGUCAACCCCGGGGACUGCCCCAACACCCACGCACACCGUCCCCUCUCCCCCCCCCCUGCCCCCCACCACCCCCCCCCC
Petromyzon marinus (sea lamprey) is the source of this 1746-nucleotide messenger RNA. Its product is annotated as protein phosphatase 1A-like. NCBI's taxonomy places the organism in Eukaryota, Metazoa, Chordata, Hyperoartia, Petromyzontiformes, Petromyzontidae. Gene Ontology annotation, biological process: protein dephosphorylation. The record is from RefSeq and is a predicted model, not a curated record. Gene Ontology annotation, molecular function: protein serine/threonine phosphatase activity; manganese ion binding; magnesium ion binding.